AUGGACGAGACCCAACCCUUGCUGCCUUCAGAGGCUGACCGCGCCCCGAUUCCAGAAAGCGACCAGAUCGCUGAUAAGGACCUCGUCACUUUUGACCCUGAUGGCGAUACGGAAAACCCACUGGAUUGGCCAAUCGCUUACAAAUGGAGUAUUGUCGCUUUACUGGCUUUGAUGGCGUUUACUGUCACGUUUACAUGCAUUUCUGUCGUGCCAGUCGCAAAUCGCAUCGUAUCCGACCUUGAUGAUGGCCGGACGAGCAAAUCUGCUAGUGUCCUUCUAGUCACUAUUUGGGAGCUCGGUGAGGCUGCUGGGCCUCUCUUCAUUGCCCCAUUGUCGGAAAUGUAUGGUCGCUGGCCUGUAAUCAACAUCUGCAAUGUGUUAUUCAUUCUUGCCACCCUGAUGGCGGUGCUGUCGGAAAGCAGUAUCAUGUUCAUCGCAGCAAGGGCUCUGACUGGCGUAGCCGUAGCCACAAAUGUGUUGAAUCCUGCAAUCGUUGGCGACCUUUUCCCUUCGGAGCAUCGCGGAACAGCUAUGAGCCUUAUCUCUCUGGCACCCCUCACGGGCGGCGCUGUUGGCCCUCUACUUAGCAUAGUCGUCGCAGAGGGACUGGGAUGGCGAGCCGUGUGCUGGAUGAGCAUAAUUUUGGCUGGUGUCGCUGAGUUACUCUUCCUGACAUGCUACCGGGAGACUUACAAGGUGCCCAUUCUGAGAAGAAAAGCUGCGAGAUUGCGAGCAGAAACAGGCAAUGAUUUGCUAAAGACAGCAUUUGAUGAAGAUGUUCACAGUGUUGCCAAAGUCCGCGAAGCCGUUUUGCGACCGCUGAUUGUAUUCUUGGAAUCUCCUGUGCUGCAGCUGAUGUCGCUGUUUAGUGCUGUUGUCUUCACGUUCUUUUACGUUAUGUCGACAACACUACCUGAUAUUUCAGAGAAUAUCUACCAUAUGGAGCCUACCGCCGCUGGAGCGGCUUACAUCAGCUUUAGUGUUGGUGCACUCAUCGUCGUAAUCCUUCUCAAUAACACGCUCGACAAAGUUUAUGUCGAGCUUCGCAAGCGCAAUAAGGGCCUUGAGGCCCCUGAAUAUCGGCUGCCAUUCGUCAUUCUUGGCGCGAUUGCCUUGCCACUCGCAAUUGCCUUCUACGGCUGGGUACCUCAGCUGCAUCUGCCGCUGUGGGUGAUGAUCCUUGCUAUCGUAAUAUUCGGUGCGGCAAUGCAGUUCGCGUUCCUGCCUGUGCUCACUUAUAUUGUUGAUGCAUCCGGUAUUUAUUCAGCGUCAUCGCUUACCGCUUUAAUCGUAACGCGGUGCCUCAUGGGCACUUUCCUCCCUCUUUUGACAACGCCCUUGGUCGAAUCAUUUGGAUAUGGCUGGGGAUUUACAAUACUAGCGGCGAUGAUGCUGAGUCUUGCGCCUAUUCCGAUAUUUCUCUACAGAUAUGGUCAAAAGUGGAGACAAUCAUGCAAGUAUACUAAAGAUCAAUGA
Truncatella angustata is the source of this 1476-nucleotide messenger RNA. Its product is annotated as MFS transporter. Bases 1 to 1476 code for a protein of 491 amino acids. NCBI's taxonomy places the organism in Eukaryota, Fungi, Ascomycota, Sordariomycetes, Amphisphaeriales, Sporocadaceae. Gene Ontology annotation, biological process: transmembrane transport. Gene Ontology annotation, molecular function: transmembrane transporter activity. The transcript is spliced from 3 exons. The record is from RefSeq and is a predicted model, not a curated record.